Molecule: messenger RNA, 2568 nt
Organism: Rhinopithecus roxellana (golden snub-nosed monkey)
Lineage: Eukaryota; Metazoa; Chordata; Mammalia; Primates; Cercopithecidae
Gene: ZWILCH
Product: zwilch kinetochore protein
Exons: 19
Coding region: 240-2015 (591 amino acids)
Biological process (GO): mitotic spindle assembly checkpoint signaling; protein localization to kinetochore
Cellular component (GO): RZZ complex
Source: RefSeq, a predicted model, not a curated record
GAGUCAGGAUAUCUUCUCCCCAACCACCACGGUUAUUUUAAUUAUUGCAGACGGAAAUUGAAGACUAUUGACACAGCUCUGGGUGGCUAUUUGAAACAAAAGUUUAAAUUUGCGGACAAAUGGGACUUAUGGUGGGGGGUCAAAGUAGUCCCGGCGGGGCGGGGCCAUGACCCCUGAUAUCGCCCGCCGGCGCGCAGUUCAGUUUUGCGGUUCCGGUCCCGCUCUCACAUUGGGGCGGGAUGUGGGAGCGACUGAAUUGCGCGGCUGAGGAGUUUUAUUCUCGUCUCCUUCAGGCAUUUAAUGAAGAAAAGAAAGGAGUCCAUAAAGACCCAUUUCUCUAUGAGGCUGAUGUCCAAGUGCAGUUGAUCAACAAAGGCCAACCAAAUCCUUUGAAAAAUAUUCUAAAUGAAAAUGACCUAGUAUUCAUAGUGGAAAAAGUGCCUUUAGAAAAGGAAGAAACAAGUCAUAUUGAAGAACUUCAAUCUGAAGAAACUGCCAUAUCUGAUUUCUCUACUGGCGAAAAUGUUGGACCACUUGCUUUACCAGUUGGGAAGGCAAGGCAGUUAAUUGGACUUUACACCAUGGCUCACAAUCCUAAUAUGACCCAUUUGAAGAUUAAUCUACCAGUUACUGCCCUUCCUCCCCUUUGGGUAAGAUGUGACAGUUCAGAUCCUGAAGGUACUUGUUGGCUAGGAGCUGAGCUUAUCACAACAAACGACAGCAUUACAGGAAUUGUCUUAUAUGUGGUCAGUUGUAAAGCUGAUAAAAAUUAUUCUGUAAAUCUUGAAAACCUAAAAAAUUUACACAAGAAAAGACAUCACUUGUCUACUGUAACAUCCAGAGGCUUUGCCCAGUACGAGCUCUUUAAGUCCUCUGCCUUGGAUGAUACAAUCACAGCAUCACAAACUGCGAUCACUUUGGAUAUUUCCUGGAGUCCUGUGGAUGAGAUUCUUCAAAUCCCUCCACUCUCUUCAGCUGCAACUCUGAAUAUUAAAGUGGAAUCGGGAGAGCCCAGAGGUCCUUUGAAUCAUCUCUACAGAGAACUUAAAUUUCUUCUUGUUUUGGCUGAUGGUUUGAGGACUGGUGUCACUGAAUGGCUCGAGCCUCUGGAAGCAAAAUCUGCUGUUGAACUUGUGCAGGAGUUUCUGAAUGACUUAAAUAAGCUGGAUGGAUUUGGUGAUUCUACGAAAAAAGACACUGAGGUUGAGACAGUGAAGCAUGACACUGCUGCAGUCGAUCGUUCCGUCAAGCGUCUUUUCAAAGCUCGGAGUGAUCUUGAUUUUGCUGAGCAACUGUGGUGCAAAAUGAGCAGUAGUGUGAUUUCAUACCAAGACUUGGUGAAGUGUUUCGCAUUGAUCAUCCAGAGUCUACAACGUGGUGAUAUACAGCCAUGGCUCCAUAGUGGAAGUAACAGUUUACUAAGUAAGCUCAUUCAUCAGUCUUAUCAUGGAACCAUGGACACAGUUUCUCUCAGUGGGACUACUCCAGUUCAAAUGCUUUUGGAAAUAGGUUUGGACAAACUAAAGAAAGAUUACAUCAGUUUUUUCAUAGGUCAGGAACUUGCAUCUUUGAAUCAUUUGGAAUACUUCAUUGCUCCAUCAGUAGAUAUACAAGAACAAGUUUAUCGUGUCCAAAAACUCCACCAUAUUCUAGAAAUAUUAGUCAGUUGCAUGCCUUUCAUUAAAUCUCAACAUGAACUCCUCUUUUCAUUAACACAGAUCUGCAUAAAAUAUUACAAACAAAAUCCUCUUGAUGAGCAACACGUUUUUCAGCUGCCAGUCAGACCAACUGCCGUAAAGAACUUGUAUCAAAGUGAGAAGCCACAGAAAUGGAGAGUGGAAAUAUAUAGUGGUCAAAAGAAGAUUAAGACAGUUUGGCAACUGAGUGACAGCUCACCCAUAGACCAUCUGAAUUUUCACAAACCUGAUUUUUCAGAAUUAACACUAAACGGUAGCCUGGAAGAAAGGAUAUCCUUUACUAACAUGGUUACCUGCAGCCAGGUGCAUUUCAAGUGAAGUGUGCUGAUGAAAUCCUCUAUAAGCACAAGCCAAAAAGAGAAAGAGAAAAAAGGUAAUUAUUGUAGAACCUGAAAACAGAAAUAUAUGGAAACCCUCAAAGCAGAAAAGGGAGGAAGAUCCUGAAGAUUCUCUUAUGAAGCUCCAAAACUGAUAAUCCUGUCUCAGCCCUGCCUCCUCAGGAGGAGCGUUAGUAGAACAGCAGUGAUGAGGACGCAGAGGGAGCAGACAGUAGGUACCACGAUCUCUGUAACCAUUUGCAUGUGACUUAGCAAGGGCUCUGAAAUGACAAAGAGAAUGAGCACCACAAAUGAGAACAGGGUCAUUUUAGUAAAUACAGCUUUAUCCCAAAAGCUUUAACUGUAUUGGAAAAACUUAAAAAAUACCAUCCUCAAAUUUUCUGAUUCUUAUUUGCCAUGAAAUAGAACUUAGUGAAUUAAAUGUUAUUUGAAAAUUUUGUAGGAGCUUUGUAAAUAUUUCAGAAAAUAUGGGAUAAAUGCCUGAAUUUGGUUCUUCUACAAGUGCUAUAGUAAAGUCUAAAUGUCUCUCAAUA